GGUCCCCUCAGUCUGUCAUUUCUCGCCCACCACGUCUCUAUUAACGCUCCCUAGCAUGUCUAAAUACGCCUAAUGUUACUGAAUCAACGUAAUCCAUCAGCGCCUGGGGUUCACUAGGCUGAGGGCGCGGGGUAGAUAGCGAAAUGCGAAGCCGAAGUCGGUUCCACAUCGAAACAGUACAGGGAUGAGGUAGUGUUCAAAAUGGCGGCCGCUCGAUAGCCGCUCCUUACCACAGGCAGCUACCAUUUUGCCGUUUUUGAAGGGAUUUCUGAGUAUGGCGUGCAGUACAUGGUGUGUAGUGUGUGUUCGUGCCUCGUAUAACCCGGCAAGAUGAACCAGAGUGGCGUAGUAACCGCGGGCGAGGAGUGAGAGGCGCGUAAACAGCCGCUACACCCGCUGAAGGAUAGGGACGAGUAGGUGUCGGGCCGAUUUUUAAACCCUUGUCCUGUCUCCCCCUCGGCCUGCAAGAUGUGGAACAUGAUGUGUGAUGUGAUGCCCACCAUAGCGGAAGAUGGCAUUACCCCCAGGGGCUCCCAGUUCAGCGGGGAUGAUGCGAACUUUGAGCAGUUAAUGGUGUCUAUGCUGGACGAAAGGGAUAAACUUCUAGACACAGUUAGAGAGACGCAAGAGAGACUGAGUGAGCUGGAAACCAAGUACCAGGAGCUUGAGAAAGAGAGAGAUAGCCUGCAGAGACAGCUUGAUGCCAACUUGCCCCAGGAGUUUGCAACGCUAACUAAAGAAUUAAACGGGGCUCGGGAGAAUCUUUUGGAGAGAGAUGAAGAGAUAACGGAACUGAAGGCGGAGAGAAAUAACACCAGGUUACUGCUGGAGCACUUGGAGUGUUUGGUGUCACGGCACGAACGUUCUCUGAGGAUGACGGUGGUGAAGCGGCAGGCGGCGUCCCAGAGUGGCGUGAGCUCAGAGGUGGAGGUGUUGAAGGCGCUCAAGUCCCUCUUUGAGCACCACAAGGCCCUGGACGAGAAGGUGAGGGAGAGAUUACGAGUGGCCCUGGAGAGAGUGGCUUCCCUGGAGGAGGACCUCACACACACCAGGGAGGAGCUGAGCCAGUACAAGAUGGGGAAAAUGCCAGGGGAUGGGGCGGAGGGGGCACGGGUCAACGGGGAGGCUGCCCCCCAAUCCCUGGAUGGGCCAACCCCGGGGGUGAAGGGCGCCCCCUCCUCUGCCACCAACAGCGACCAGGCACAUGUGAAAGGAGAAGGAGAAACAGAAACAGGAGAAGGAGGAGGAGGAGGAGGAGGAGAAGGAGAAGGAGAAGAGGAACGAAAGGAGAAUGGGACCACCGCCAUCACCACUGCAACCACCACCACCACCACCACUUCUGUCAGUAAGAUGAUGGAGCUUCAAGCAUCUUUAGAAAAACAGACGGCGGAACUGAACGCAGCAAGGGAGCGGGUGAGAGAGCUCCAAAACCGGCUGCAGGAGCUUGAGGAGAACCUGCAGAUGACACAGAAGGAGCUGGUGAAGGCGCAGGAGAUCAACUCAAGGCUACAGCGAGACUUGAAGGAGAACGUAGCACAGAAGGAGGACCAGGAGGAGAGGAUCGCCACGCUGGAGAAGAGGUACUUGAAUGCCCAGCGCGAGUCCACCUCUCUGCACGACCUCAAUGAGAAGCUAGAGGAGGAACUGAAGAACAAGGAGGCACAGUACAAGCUACAAGAGGACAAGAUUCGAGCACUGCAGGAGAAAGUGGAGUUGAGUGAACAGAAGCUGGCACAGUAUGCUAAGCUGCCAGAUGUGGAGCAAGAAUUGAAGCAGCGAAUGGAGGCGCUGCAUCAGGUACAGGAGAAGCAUGGGAGCGCAGAGGAUCGCAUCCAGCGUCUCGAGAACCAGUUGGAUGAGAAGGGUGCCGAGCUGCUCAGACUCAACCAGCGACUCAAAAUGAAUGAGGACCACAACACUCGACUCUCCAGCACUGUCGAUAAGCUGCUGCAGCAAUCAAAUGACCGACUACAGGUACACUUGAAGGAGAGAAUGCACGCCCUUGAGGAAAAGAACGCCCUCACUGCUGAACUGGAAAGAACGCGUAAGAUCCUUGAAGACUCUGCGCAGGAAAAGAAUGAAAUAUUGAAAGAAUUGUCCAGGCGACAACUAGAGGCUGAACAGCUGAAGCAACAAUUGUUGCAACAGGAGAUUGCCUUCAAUAUUAAACAGACAGAAGCUUUGACCAGGUCAGUGUCACCAACCGGAGGGGAGUUUGUCCGCAGCACCUCCCACUCCAGCUUCGACUCUCGCUCCCUACCACGCCGGCCUCCCUCAGCCCCUCCUGCACACAAACGCACCCCAGGAAGCUUGGAUGAGGAGAAUUCACAGGCAAACACAGGCUGGGAGAUGACUGGGGGACACAUGCCGAGCCAGUUCACCAGCGAGGGAGGGGAGCUGUCUGACGGAGAGGCCGAGGAUGCAGAGUCUAUAUUCUCCCACAUUGAUAUGCUGUCACCCUCCCACCACCAAGAUACACAGACUCUAGUUAUUAUGCUGCAGGAUCAAGUGGAAGCGAUCGACAAUGAGAUCAGCAACCUAGUUGUGGGUAGAGGAGGGAGUGUGGGGGGGACUGAGGCUUUUUGGGCAGGCGUGGUGUCACCCCAAGGCCCCCCCUCAACGUGGGAUGCCAUUCCAGACCAACGUAGCAGGCUAUUAGAGGAGGAGAAGCAGACUACGGAAGCCAGGGCGGAGGAGCUAGAGAAGUGUGUGGGCUCGGUUGAACACAUGAUGCUGCGUGGACGUUCUCUCGAGCGCCCCUCACCUCCGAUCUCCGGCCGUUCCACUCCAAAGUCACACCACUCCCCUUCCCGCGAUUACCUGCAGAAGUAUCACACGGCUCCUGCUGGCAUGUCCCCCUCUCAUAUGUACAAGUUUAUGAGCGAACGUCGGCUUUCUGGGGACUCGCUGCCCGGAUCACAGGGGAACCUAUCAAACAUGAAUCGAGUGGAGGGAUGCGACGAGAACCAGGUAUCACUUGGGGUGCGUAGUGAGGGCUCCCCGCCGACGCCCCGCUCCCUACGCCUGAUAAUGCCCUCCUCCAUAGCCCCCCCCACAAGUCUGGUGCCGGGAAGCAACAGCCUGGCCAGUAUGGGGUCCGGGCUGCCCCCACAACACCUGAGCAACCUAGCGGCGUCAUCGGAGGAUCUGAGGAGGUAUACCCCACUACCUGAACACUCCCCAGCCUCUGCUCUUACGCCCGCUGCUCCACACCACCUCCCAUGCUCACCAGGAGCCAGUGCUGGCAACCCCCCCAUGGCCCUGAUCCCCGCAAACUGCAGCCUUCUCUCCAGCCCAAUGCUAAGAGGGGAGGGUCUGGUCUCUACCCCCUCCCCCCUCUCCUCCCAACACAGCUCCCAAGACUCACUGCACAAGAGUGUUAUUAAUCAGCCGAAGAAGAAGGGCAUCAAGUCAUCUAUUGGCAGGUUCUUCAGUAAAAAGGAUAAGCAACAGGUGAAGAUGAAGGAGGCACUGCAGCACCACCCGGGCGGCCUGAGUUCAUCUGGCAUCUACAGUGACGGGGACAUUGGCUCCUCUGACUCCCUCUCCCAGGCUUGGACUGGCCAGAAGCCUGACAUGCGAACCAAAAAGAACCUGCCAGGUUACCGACACGAGCUGCUUGCGGAGGCCAUGAAGGCCGGCACACCCUUUGCUCUGUGGAACGGCCCAACCAUUGUGGCGUGGCUGGAACUGUGGGUGGGCAUGCCGGCCUGGUACGUCGCUGCCUGCCGUGCCAACGUCAAGUCCGGCGCAAUCAUGUCGGCUCUCAGUGACGCGGAGAUCCAGCGGGAAAUCGGCAUAUCAAAUCCACUGCAUCGUUUGAAAUUACGUCUAGCCAUUCAGGAGAUGGUCUCGCUGACGUCCCCCUCGGCCCCCAAGACAUCCCGCACCACUCUUGCCUUCGGGCACAUGAACCAUGAGUGGGUGGGCAAUGAGUGGCUGCUGGCGCUGGGGCUGCCGCAGUACAGGACUACCUUCAUGGAGUGUCUGGUGGAUGCACGCAUGCUGGACCACCUCUCCAAGAAGGACCUCAGAGGGCAGCUCAAGAUGGUGGACUCUUUUCAUAGGACCUCGCUACAGUUUGGCAUCACUGCUCUCAAGAAAGUGAACUACGAUCGUGUGGCUCUUGAGGACCGACGCCGCCAAUGUGAGGAGGAGAAUACAGAUGUGCUUGUGUGGACCAAUGACAGGGUGAUGAAGUGGAUCUCCUUCAUUGGGCUCAAGGAGUAUGCCAACAAUCUGGUGGAGUCGGGCGUGCAUGGGGCCCUGAUUGCCCUGGACGAGAGCUUUGACUACAACGCGCUGGCCCUGGCCCUGCAGAUCCCCACCCAGAACACUCAGGCCAGACAACUGUUGGAUCAGGAGUUUAGGAACCUGCUGGCAACAGGAACAGAUCGAACAGAAAUAAAUAAAUCCUGAUAUGAGGCCCCUGCUGUGAAGGAUGCAGAGGCGAGACUGGUGUGAAGCCCUCAGAGCCGUGGGAGGAGGAGGAGGAAGAGGACGAGGAGAAGGUGGAGAUACGGAGGUGGCAGGAGAAGAAAUAGGAGGAUAUGAGGUGAAGGAAGAAGAGGAUGUGAAAACUUGAAGGAAAAUGAAUAUAAAAGAGGAGGAGGAAUAUUAAAUGUGAAGAUAUGAGAAGAAAGAGCAAGGAAGAAGAUGAAAAAGAGGGGGAGAAGGAGGAAGACAUGAAGGAAGAGCAUAAAGAAAGUGAUGACGAUGACAGAAGAUGGAAGAAAAAAAGGGAAAGAUGAAAGAUGAAGAAAUAAAGGAAGAGAAGGAGAAACAAAGGAAGAGAAAGAGGAAUAGAAAGACAAGGAGGAGGAAGAGGAACAAGAGAAGGAUAGACUAACACAAUUCCUUCUAGACACAGAGAGAGAGAGAGAGAGAGAGAGAGAGAGACGAAUCCUUCACACAAAUAGAAGGAAUACCAGAUCCUUCCUUCACCAUUCACUCCUCCUACAUGAAGGCCACCAGAACCUCCUACAGAAGAGUCCAGGGCCACUCCUCCUCCCUGGGGCCCUACACGCAUCCUUCGCAUGCAGCAGUCACCAAACAACACCUUACAAACCUAUAUGAAGGAAAAUGACCUUCCUUUCCCACUAAGGACCUCGAAGGACCCUCAAAGGACCUCAGACACUUAAGUGAAGGAUACACCAAUGAUAUCCUAUUCCCAGCCUGUCUAGGACACCGGGAGAAACCAGUAACUUAACGCUGUACAACUUAUAGGAUACUUCACAAAUCCCCACAGUUACAUCGACCCACAUGGGGCAUCGGGAAGCCUGCAGGGCGUCACUUGUCAACCCAGCAUCCUACAGGACUCUAGGAUACCCAAGGGUGACAGGACAUGAAUUUUAGGGAGGCUGUUUUAAUUUUCCUCCCACCAUCUCUAGUCUUGUGUUUGUAACGAGAAAAAUUGACGUAUUAACCACUCAAGAGGGAAGAUUAUGUUCUGUGUGUGUGUGUGUGUGUGUGGGUGUGUUGGCAGACCUGAUGUGUGUGUGUGUGCGUGUGUGUGUGUAUGUGUGUGUGUGUGUGUGUGUAUACAGGGACAGCGCGUACAUGUGUCUGUGUGUGCGCUUGUCUUUCAAGUAAGGACGCACCGAUCAUCAGGUCUUAAAGGGAAACUUUUUGAAUUUAAGAGAGAGAUCGGCGUGAUGCGUACAAGAGAAAUGGAAUAAAUAGAAAUACAAUGAAAGAUAAGAGUAAAAUAGAGAGAGAGAGGAGAGAGAGAGAGAGAGAGAGAGAGAGAGAGAGAGAGAGAGAGAGAGAGAGAGGGAGAGAGAGAGAGAGAGAAAGGAGAAAUAGAGUAGAGAGAAAAAGGAGUGAAAAAUUAUGAAGAAAAGAGAAGGAAGUAGAAAAGUGAUACGUAAAACAGGAAAAACAAGGAAGUAAGAGUAAAAAGUGGUACGUAGAAGAGAGAAAACACAGAAAAUGGAAUACACAAAGAAAGGGAAUAGAAAGUGAUACGUAGGAGAGAAAAUACGAAAAAAACGUCCAGAGUGGUAUAGAAGAGAAAAACAGAAAACAAAGUGAAAAAUGGAAGAGAAAUAACAAAGAAAAUAGAGUAAAAGUGGUACGCAAAAUAGAAAAGGAAGGAAAAACAGAGUGGAAAAACAAAACGUAAAAAAAAAAACAGGAAAAACAGAGCAAAACAAUACGUCAUCACUGAACGUAACGUAACAUAACCCUUCACACAAAAAAAAACGUAACAAAAAAAAACAAACAUAAAAACUUUGUACAGAAAUAUAAAUUAAUGAAGAAGCUGAUUAAUAUAAAGUACAGAGAGAGAGAGUUGUUGAUGCUAGUGUGUGUGUGAGUGUAUGCAUGUCUGUGUGUGUAUGUGUGUGUGUGUUGCUGCAUGUUUGUGUUGGUGAUCUGCAAGUCGGCAAGCCCUUUGAAGUCUUGCCGGGUAGUCAGGAAACAGCGCGUGUGUCCCUAGCUAGCAGUGAUGACCAAAUUCACUUCUCCCAUAACGCUUUCCCCCUGAAUAUGUAACGAGUAGAUGUCAGCUAGGUAACUGGUUUGAUGAGACAAGAGGAGAGACCGAGAGAUAGGUGUGCCGCUGCUCUGGUGUGUGUCCGCGUGUGUCUGUGUUUUUGUGUGUGUCCGUCAUUCAACACAACAGCGACAUCCUUGGUGUAUAAGACGCUUGGGUGUUUCUUAGUAACCUCAACGUGCUUGGCUGUCUAUCACAAACUAAGUUAUCAGGAAGAUCACUUGCCUCAGAAACUCAAAAAUACAAUUUGUUUCAGUAAUUUUUACAGCACCUUAGAGACCCAGCUAUUGGAGGUGUUGGGAGCGUUGUGGAGACCUGCGGAACUUAGCUAUCUGAAGGCCUGUCAGUGAGGAAGGUGGUGUGGAUAGGCCUUGAGGUGUUGCAGUGGAAGUGAAGGAGGUGGUGGCGUGGAUAGGCUGGCAGGUAGAUGGUGGUGUAGAUAAGAUGAGGUGUUACAGUAGCAGUGGCAGUUAGGCAGAUGCAACAGAAUCAAGAUGUUUAUUUCUCGUUAUUUAAAUAUGUGAAGUUUGCAGUUGUGUAUAGGCAGCUGAGUGGGUGAUGAGUGGGGAUGUCAUGGCAGCUGUGAGGCUCAGAGGGAGAUUACUCGUACAGACAAGGAAACAGGUACUUGGGACUUGCAGGGAUAGCCAAACGACAAACCUGAAACCAUGAAACAGUGGCAGCUAUCGGAAAUUUGUGGAUAAACAGCAAUAUGUAUGACAGCUAGAGGUUUGGGGACUUGUAGAGAAGACACCAACCUAUUUAAAACUUGGUAGCUAAAUAUCUGUGGGAGUUUCAAGGAUAAACAGUGGUAGGUAAACUAAUUGAGAAUAUUGUGACAGCUAGAUGGUUUGGGGACAUGCAGGGAAGACACCAAAACCUAUUGAACUUUGGUAGCUAAAUGAUUGUGGGGAUUUUAAAGAUAGACCGAUGAAUAUAGUCAGUUAGGAAUGGCGUAGUGGAAGUUACCUGGGUUUUCAAAGGUGUUUCCAUGAUUACAGAGGAGGUUUACCAAGGUGCAGUGGAAGUUAUUGAAUUAUGCCAAGAUUACAGGACAUCAAGACAUUUCGACAAAACAGCCAGGUAUCUGAACAACAUUCGGAAACUCGGACACAUGAACACACAGAGACAGACACAGACAGACACACCUGAGGGCAGUGGAGAGAGAAGCACACCUCAGAACAAAUGCAUUCCAGUGUUGUAUACUCUCCAAAUGCAGCACAAGAAGAGAGAGACAAGAGACACAGAGAGAGAUACAAUUGCUUGAUAACCAAACAAUAGGAGAUAGACAAGAAAGAGAUACAUACAGAAUUCCUCGGUAACCAGUCUCUCACAUGGACGUUUGGUGCAGAAUGAGAUGGAAGAAGAAAUCCAACAUUGAAAAAACCAAAUGCCCAAAAUAAGAUAAAAAUAGCAGCUCUCCUUUUAUGGCUACAGUGUUUGGAGGUCCUGUCCCCUCAAACCUGGCCUCAUCCUGUCACCACUGCGCUGAACAGGCUGUAGGGGAAGCUAUGGGGUUUUCAAGGGUGUUUUCAUGAUUCCACUGCCUCUUUUACAGGCUCUUGUGGAAGUUAUCGGCAGUUUUCAAGGGUUGUAGUGGAAGUUUCUGGGGCUUUCAAGGGUUGUAGUGAAAGUUACUGGGGUUUUCAAGGGUUCUAGUGAAAAGUACUGGGAUUUUCAAGGGUUCUAGUGAGUUACUGGGGUUUUCAAGGGUUCUAGUGAAAGGUACUGGGGUUUUCAAGGGUUCUAGUGAAAGGUACUGGGGUUUUCAAGGGUUCUAGUGAGUUACUGGGGUUUCAAGGGUUCUAAUGAAAGUUACUGGGGUUUUCAAGGGUUCUAAUGAAAGUUACUGGGGUCUUAAGGGUUCUUGUAGAAGUUACCGGGGUUUUCAAUGGUGUUUUCAAUGGUGUUCAUAAUUUUUAGGAAAGUAACAGGCUGCAGUGGAAGUUAUCAAGUUUUCAAAAGAAGUUCUUUCCUCAUGAGCCUGGGGAAAGUCACAGGGGUUGUUAAAGGCAUUUUUAUGAGUCCAGGGAAAGUUUAUUAGCAUUAGGCAUAGGAUUUUCAGAGGCGUUCUUAUAAAUUUGAAGCUACUACCGUCUCUUAGCAUCUCUAGGCUGUGGGAGCGGUGGUGGCGGGUUAAGCCAAGGUCUGAAGGAGGGAGGACCUGAGUUUGAGCGCACGUAGCUUCGUAUCGUGUCUGUGUGGCAGUCUUUGUUGAAUCACAGUGUUCACCAUGUCACAAUGAUUUCUACGCCUCCUAGUUCGUGUGUGCGCGUGUGUGUGUGCGUGCGUGUGGAUGAUAAGGAUACUGUUACAGCUAAUCUUCCGUACCUUAAUGCCAAAAUGUCUUUGUAAUUAAUAUAUGUAAAGAAUGAUAAUGAAAAUAUCCCCGUGUCUUGUGGUCAGUCAGCGGCGAUGAACCUCACGUGGUGUUAGUGAUGAUGAUGAUGAUGAUGGUAGUGACGCUGAACACUCUCUCUCACUCUCACACACUCACUCGCCGCCCCCGUGUUGAAUAUGACCGAUUGUUUCUGUGAAACUCGUGAAAGUAGUGUACUGUUCUCAAAAAAUAAUGUUCAGUGUAGUGAUGAUUAUGCUAGCCAGCUCAGUGUUCCGUGUGUGUGUGUGUGUGUGUGUGUGUGUGUGUAUCAGGGGUGGGGAAGCGCACACGUGGACACACACACACACACACACACACACACACACACACACACACACACACACACACACACACACACACACACACACACACACACACACACACACACACACACACACACACACACACACACACACACACACACGUAAAAGCACGUGAAGCUGAAUUAAUUAAGAAAACCACACAUACAUACAUCAAACGUGUGUGUGUGUGUGUGUGUGUGUGUGUGUGUGUGUGUGUAUGUCUGUGUAUGCGCUUGCGUGUACGUGUGUGCGUGCGUGCGUGCGUGUGUGUGUGUGUCCUCAAGGCUUCGUCACUGCUGCCAAUCAUCUCCCUUGCCGUAACUAAACAGAGAGGGAACAUCAACAACAAAAAUAACAAGUUCCCUCUCCCUUUCCUUAAUUUGCUUCAUCCCUCCCCUAUCUCACCCUCUCCCCCCCCCUGUACCCCCUCUCCCCCCUGUCCCUCGGUGCUGUGUGGCCCCCUCCCCUCCCCCUCCUCCCCCCUAAUGUGAUAUGGAGCCCCCCCCAACCACCUUUCCCCCCCAAUAAACUCACUAAACUGCUAUUAUCACAUUAACAUACUGGUCAUUAUGUUUAUAUAUAAUAGUACAUAUAUUUAUUUUUUGCGUCUGUUAGUAUAAUUAUAGUAGGCUGGACGGCUGCGGCAGAAAUUGGUGGAUUAAGCCUUUUUUUUUUUUUUUUUCUCCCCAGCCGUUGGAAGCCCUGAUGAUUUUUUUUUCCAGAUUUUUUUUUUCAUAUUUUUUUCUUUUAGUUUAUAUCUGUAAGGUUUUUAAUUUAUAUCUAUGUGCCGCGCGUAACCAAAACAUUGUACGUACUAGCUCAUCCAAUCCAUUUUUUUUUUUUUAACAUUUCUUUUUUUACUAUUCCCUGUUUUUCUCCCUCUAUUUAUUUACUUUAUGUCUUUUUUACGGUGUCUUUCUUUUUUCCCUGCCUGUCUGCCUCCACCUCUCCACACGCCACCACUGUUCAUCUUGUGCACUUGUUUUUGCCUUUCCAACGGGACCUCAUUAUUGAUCAGAUUCUUUCGUUCAAGUUUGCUUUUGUUUUCUUGUUCAAAUUCUUUCGCUCCUUCAAGUAAUGUAUUUUGUUUUCAUGUAAUUCAAAUCUCCCUCUCACUUUUUAUUUAUUUAUUUAUUUAUUAUUAUUUUUUUCCCUGUUCUGUCGGGGCUUCGUUAGUUUUGUCUUGUUACAUUAUUAUUAGCUAAUUCUAACUUUUCUAUCACAAUUUUCUUGCCUUUUAUCAGUUUUUCCUUCUGUCCCUGUCUAUCUUAUUUCAUUCCUUCCAUUUCUUCAGAAUUUACUAUAUUUUUCCAACGCAAUUAUUUUUCCUUAAUUUUUUUCUUGUUAUCUUGCAAUUGAAAUUUAUAUAAACGUUAAAUCAACCUGUCAUCUUGUGUGUGCAUUUAACUUAGAUCUUUUCCGUAAUGCUGUCAAAUACUUAGGUCUAAUAUUCUCAUUUUAUAUCUGUCUGUGUCAUUUACUCCUCGUAUUACUAACUCCAUUACUUUUCCAUUUAUUUCAAUUUAACCUCCAUCUCUCGUAUUCAAAUGUCUCUCCGUUAGGCUAGGCUAUAUUUUCAUCUUUUAUCUAAUUUAUUCUUCGUAUUGCUGUCUAACGCUUUUUUAUUUACUUUCUUAUCUUGUGUUUGAAUUUAACCUUCAUCUUUCGCAUUUCAAAUGUCGCUAUUUUCUUGUAUAUGUCAUUUAUUCCCUCGUAUUGCUAAUGUUUGUGUUUGGUGGCGUCGGUGGUGGUGGUGGUGGUGGUGUCAGGCAUCUACGGACCAUCUCUCACUACUGACGGUGGUGACUUUCCUCAAAGAACCAUUCCAAGUCUUUUACAUCUAUCCAUUCCUGUCUGCCUGUCCUGUGUCCAUUAUUCCUACAUUAUUUUAUUGACUCUCUUUGUCCCUCCUUUUAUUAUUAUUAUUAUUAUUUUAUUUAUUUAUUUAUUUUUUUUGUUUUUUUCCUGUGUUUAAUCUCGAUCUCUCCCCGCCAUUCUUCCCAUUCGUGUAUUCGUUUUUCUCGUCCUUCUUCUCGUCUUUCAUUAUUCUUUUUUUAUCUCUCUUUCUCCAUUUUUUUUAUCCAUUUAUUCUCUCCUUAUUUGUCUCUUCUAGUCAUUAUUUCUUAUUUAUUUUCUGUUCAGUCUUCAUAUUUUAUAUAUUCUCUCUCUCUCUCUCUCUCUCUCUCUCUCUCUCUCUCUCUCUCUCUCUCUCUCUCUCUCUCUCUCUCUCUCUCUCUCUCUCUCUCUCUCUCUCUCAGCUUUUUAAAAAUUUUUCCCCCUUAAUCUCCUUUUCAUUAUUUCAAAACAACUGUUAAUAUUAUUUUGGUCCCCCCUCACACGCGCGAGCUCUCCCUCACACACCCUGUUGAUAAUUUGAACUCUCCAGAAGUGCCACGUUUUUUGCAGUCGAACCGUCUUGAAAAAAAAUAAUAAUAAAUAAAUAAAUAAUAAAUAAAAAUAAAUGAAAACAAAUAACUAAAUAAAACCACGACACAUUUGGUCAGGUAAUACUCAAGAACUGGGAUGAAUUACGUAUAAGGAGUGUUUUGAGAUGUGGGUUAAAAAAUUGAAGUUUCUGAGGGUGGAGAAAACGGGUAUCUUAACAAUGUGGACUUUUUACAAUCUACGACAAAUUUGAUAAUGAAAAUACCAGAGAUGGACGUUAUGAGUGUUUGAGAAGACGUGGGUUAUAGAGUAAAGAUUCCGAGGGUGGAAAAAACGAGGAAAAUGGUCAAACCUGGAUUUUUCACAAACAGAAAAUGCGUUACUGAGGGUGAAAACUCCAAAAAUUGUGUUCUUUUACGGAUACAAAACCAGACGGACUUGGCCAGGAAAUUCUUAGAGAUGCACCUUAAAAUUUGAGUAUUCGAGAAGACGUGGGUUACAAAUCUAAGUAACAGAGGAUUGGGAUAUCAAAAUUUUGUGCUUACGAAUGCAAAACCAGACGACCAGAAAAUUCUCAGGGAUGGACUUCAAUAGAUUUCACAAGUGUUGAUAAGUCGUGUGUUACAAAUUUAAAUUAUUAAGGCUUUUGCAAACAGUAGUGGUGGUGAGAGAGCAAAGUGUUUCAGAAUACGGGCCUGUGAGCCAUAACUAACUAACCGUACCAUUUCGCAAGACUGUACUUAAUGCAAUGUGGCGUAGUGUAGGGCGAGGCGCGUGUGAGGGACCGUGAUAACUUGAAAUACUUAAAGUGGUCGACACACAUAAGGCAAAUUGAACUUAAUAGAGAAAGAGAGAGGGACUGCAUGCCUUUUAAAUUAUCGCUCUUGCAAAACACUCGCAUAUUUUAUUUAUUUUAACUGAUCCUUGUGCAACCUUUCCAAAAUAUCGUUCAUUUAUUGUUUUAUUGAAUGAUUUUAUUGAUUCUUGUGCCAUUUGUGGAAAGAAUGUUAGUUUUUUUUGUCAUACUCUAGUGAAAAGAUUAUUUUUUUUCUCUUUUCCAUACAGUUAAUUAAAAGAUACUUAAUUCUCUCUCUCUCUCUCUCUCUCUCUCUCUCUCUCUCACUCUCUCUCUCUCUCUCUCUCUCUCUCUCUCUCUCUCUCUCUCUCUCUCUCUCAAAAAUCAUGCCAUAGUAUACAAGAUAUUUUAUUUUUUCUUUCUCUUUGUACAUAUUACGUCAAUAGAUAAAAUAUUUUGGUAUAAUUAUAAUAAAAUUUCUCUCUCUCUCUCUCUCUCUCUCUCUCUCUCUCUCUCUCUCUCUCUCUCUCUCUCUCUCUCUCUCUCUCUCUCUCUCUGUCAAAGAACAUUUUCCUCAGUUCUGUAUAAUAAGUAAACAAAUCUUGCCAUAAACAGAAAAUAAUUUGUAUAUAAUUAUUUUACAUUAAAUUUUCUGCUUCUUUCCGUGGAGCAGAAAACAACCAAACAACUAUUUUUAUUAUUAUUAUCAUUAUUUCUUCAUUAUUUUUCUACCGUUCUUUUUAAGCCAGAAAGGACAUCCCAUCCGUGCAUUCUCAACAACUCAGCCUUUCUCUUAUCUCCUCCUAUCCUUCCCUUUAUCAUUAUCGUACUUUUUUUUUUAUCCAAGCAUCCUAACAUUUUAAUUCCCCCGUAAAAAAAAGCAAUAGAAAACGUAAUUAUUUUCAUCUUUGUACCCUUAACGUUUCACCCAGCCAUGUCCCACUCUCUCUUCCCUUCUCCCUUUAUAAUUAUCGUACCUUUAUUAUCGAAGCAUCCAAAUAUUUUAAUUCCCCCAUGAAAAAAAAAGCAAUAGAAAACGUAAUUAUUUUCAUCUCUGUACCCUUAAACUUUCACCCAGCUAUCUCCUUUUCUCUCUUCCCUUCUAUAAUUAUCGUACAUUUUUAUCCAAACAUCCAAACAUUUUAAUUUCCCCGUAAAAAAAAAAAGCAAUAGAAAACGUAAUUAUUUUCAUCUCUGUACCUUAAUGUUUCAUCCAGUCAUUUCCCUCUCUCUCUUUCCCUCUCUCUGUACUAAGAUCAAAUAUGGACAGGCCAGGUAGCAAUAUAUAUAUUUUGUGUACUUGUUAAGUGUAGUAUUCUACCUCCUUCCCUCUCCACGUCCUACCACACACCCUAGAAACUCCUGCAGGGCCUCUGAUAUCCUACUAGCCUCGUGUGCCCCUUAAUAGCAUCCCAUCCUACAAUCCUUUCCCUGUAGGAUCUCUCGUAUCCUUUAUAUCUUUUUAAAUAGGACCUUUGUUUUAUCUCCUUGUCCUUUCCACACGCUCUGCAGACUCCUACAGAUCCUUUAUGCAUCCUAUAGGACAUUCCGUAUCCUACAAGCCUUCCUUUUUCAAUAGGACUCAACAUAUCCUAUACGUCUUUUUCUAUAUGAUGUCUCUAUCCUUCCCACACCUCAAAUAUCCUGCAGGUCCUAUACGCCUCUCUGUAGGACGUCUGGUAUAUCCUACACACUCCUUUCUUUCAAUAGGAUCUUAAAAGUCCUCUGCUACAUGUCCUUUACCCUCUUGGCCCAUCCCUCUCCCCAUCAUUAUGCAGGGAAUCCUUUUAUAGUUAUCUAGAGGUCCUGUUGUUUUAUAUAGGAUCUUAGAGGCAUCCCAUACAUCUCUAGAAUAACAUUACUGUAUCCUUGAGCAUCCCAAACGCGUCAUACAGACCCACCCUUUUUCUAUAGGACCCCAAACACAUCCUAUCUUUCUCUAUAGGACUCCAAAUCUAUCCUGUAAACCCAAGUCCUACCCUUCUCAGUCGUUCCCCAGUCAGAGGUCCUGCCCUGCCCUAUAGGAUCUGUCUUAUCGUUACGUAUCCUAUGCUGUCCUGGUCUCCUGUCCUAUCCUAAGCUCAUUUGUCUUUGUCUCUAUUAUUUCAUUUUUCUCUUUCGUAAAUUUGAGAAUGUUGUGUGUGUUUAGUAUUGAUUAUUUUGGGGGUGAUUUUCUUUUUCUAUAACUUUUUAUUAUUAUUAUUAUUAUUAUUAUUAUUAUUAUUAUUAUUAUUAUUAUUAUUAUUAUUAUUAUUAUUAUUGUCAUCGUCUGUUUGAAAGGUGUUUCAGAACAUUUAUAUUAAUAAUUACAAAAAAGUUAUUUUUGCAAUUUUAUGGUCAUUAUUAAUUAGAAAGAAAGACUCAUGUUAGUAAUAUUUUCCUGUAUACAAUAUUUCUUACAUUACAGAUUAAAAUGAUUUAAAUAAUUCCUUCAUAAAAUAUUUCAUGUGUUAGUAAGAAAAAAUCUAUUCCUUCUGUUUUUUACGUAACAUAUUUAAAUAAUUUUACUGUUUUUAGACAUUCUGUUGGUUUACAGGAAUUUGAAUAAUUUUUUUCUUACAAUAUUUCAUACGUUAAAAUUUAAAAGAAUUUUAAUCUGUUUUUUUGUAUAAUAUUUCUUACGUUGCAUGUUUAAAUAAUUUAAAUCCUUUUUAUACAUUGUGCUGGUUUACAACAGUAUGAAUCCAUUCCUUCAUACAACAUUUCGUACGUUACAUUUUAUAAGUCUGAAUCUUUUAAGACCUUCUGCUGGACACGAAGAUUUAAAUGAGCUUUACAGAGCAGGACAGAAGCAUUCUCUCUCCGCCAUUCCCCAAGCCUCCUCCAUCAGUCAGUGUCAGUACUUCAUCGCGUCUCCUUUGUAUACUUUCCCUUGUGCUUUCAUUUUGGCAUCCGCUGUGGUUCCCGUGUAAUAAUUUAUCUCCAGACAAUACUAACGUUAAUUAUUAGUCUACGGGUGCACAGUGGGAUGGAUGAAUAUAUAUAUAGAAAUCCUUCAUUCCUUCAUUCAUUUUUCUUUUUUCUCCUUCCUUCCUACACAUAUCUACUUUGUCUUGUCUUGAGUCAUCCUUCUUCUUUUCGUUCCAUCAAAUUACUUCAAAAAAACAACUCAUGUAAUAUAUCAUUAAUAAAAAAUGAUUUCUAAAGUAGA
Molecule: messenger RNA, 15510 nt
Organism: Scylla paramamosain (green mud crab)
Lineage: Eukaryota; Metazoa; Arthropoda; Malacostraca; Decapoda; Portunidae
Gene: Liprin-alpha
Product: liprin-alpha-2-like
Exons: 25
Coding region: 469-4419 (1316 amino acids)
Biological process (GO): synapse organization
Cellular component (GO): presynaptic active zone
Molecular function (GO): protein binding
Source: RefSeq, a predicted model, not a curated record